This is a messenger RNA of Ictidomys tridecemlineatus (thirteen-lined ground squirrel), 1130 nucleotides long. The record is from RefSeq and is a predicted model, not a curated record. Lineage: Eukaryota; Metazoa; Chordata; Mammalia; Rodentia; Sciuridae.
ACAACAUCUGCUACCACAGUACCAAGCUCAGGGAGGUGAUGGUCAGAGACUUGCUACCUUCGUCGGCCAUGAUCAAAGACUUGAGCCAAGAGUUUGGGCUUCCCAUUGCUCCACAGGACCUCAUGGAUCAGAAGCCACCUACCAUGUCCCCUCAGCCUGUCCCCAAUCUUGAAGGAUCCCAAAGGCAGGUCUCCACCCUCAAUGCCAAGAUCCUUGCCCACCAGGAGAAGUACCUGCAGUGGCGGAACAACAUGCUCCUGGCGACGAGAGAGAAGCACCUGAUCCAGAAAAACAUCCUGAAGGCCUUCCAGGCCACCAAGAGGCCUCCUGUCCCCAAGGCCAAGAUGAUGCGAAUCUCGACUCUGCUGGACAAGGGUGUCCACAACUACAGUGUCAUGACCUUCAACUCCGCCGUGCUUGCCAAGAAGGAACUGUACCAAGAGAUGGCCAAGGAGCAAGGGAGGAGGUUCACGUACUCACAGAACUACCUGUCCGCCAUUGUGGAGCCUCAGGACUCGCAGGAAGAGAAGAAGCAAGCCCAGGAGAAAUCCCGCCAGGCCUGGCUCACGGUCACUGGGUUCCAAGUGACAGGUGUCCAUGGUGACAUCCUCCAUCAGGAUUUCCCACUGCCAGCCAUCGGGGAGUUCCAUGAGGAGUGGCAGGAACACGAGGUGCUCAAUCGCCUGCUGUACCCCAUGUUGGAUCGGGGCCGGUGGAGCUGGGACCGGCGCCACCUGGACUUUGAGCUGUACAAGAGGCCACCGCCUUUCCUGGAGGUGCCCCCUCCUCCCACCCGGAAGCCCGCUGCAGGUAACUGGGGAGACCGUGCCCAGCUGGUAGGCAGGCGGGGGGGACCCUGGCCCUUGGUCGCAUCUUGAGCACCAUCUGUUUGGUUCCAGGUGUCCACCUAGAGUUCCCAGGCUAGGCCUCCUGGUACAGAAGGGUCUCAGGCUAUCCCAAGGGCUGGAACUCAGCUGUGGAUUCCAGACCCAGGUGUGACACCAAAUGUGAGGUAAAGCCCCCCUGCUUUCCAGUGUCCCCCCAGCUCCCAGAUGCUGCUGGACCUCCCUCUGUGGGGAAGAGAGGGAAAGAGCAGGGGACUCGCUCCACCAGUCUCCCCAAGUCCUUCA